Laetiporus sulphureus 93-53 is the source of this 402-nucleotide messenger RNA. RefSeq lists its product as uncharacterized. Gene Ontology annotation, biological process: protein phosphorylation. Lineage: Eukaryota; Fungi; Basidiomycota; Agaricomycetes; Polyporales; Laetiporaceae. The record is from RefSeq and is a predicted model, not a curated record. Gene Ontology annotation, molecular function: protein kinase activity; ATP binding. The transcript has a single exon. The annotation marks the transcript as partial.
GACUCUCGCGAGUGCCUCGUCAAGUCCACAUGGCAGUAUUCGGAGGCUGCGCAUGACUAUCUCGCAUCCCGCGGUUGGGCGCCGACUCUCCGGCAAUGCAUUCGAAUCUCUGCAGACUGGAUUGCAGUCAUCAUGGACAGAUCGAAAUACCAACCGCUCUAUGGUCUGAGCCUCUCGAAGGCUGACCAGGAAAAGGUACGAUGCAAAGUAAAGAGCAUCGUCCGCAUGCUGCACGAAGGAGGAUUCGUUCAUGGGGACAUUCGGGAUACCAAUCUUCUCAUCGAUCCUGAAUCGCUUGCAUCUGACGACGUGAUGGUUCACCUUAUCGACUUCGAUUGGGCCGGGCGUAUUGGAGAGGCCAAGCACCCGGUUGGAGUCAACAGGAAGACUGUCAAGCGUCCA